Molecule: messenger RNA, 888 nt
Organism: Salmo salar (Atlantic salmon)
Lineage: Eukaryota; Metazoa; Chordata; Actinopteri; Salmoniformes; Salmonidae
Source: RefSeq, a predicted model, not a curated record
AUGGUCACCCCACAGCAGCUGCCCGCCGAGAGAAGAAAAAUAAAGUUUGUGUCCGAAAUCUUUUUCAGACCCAGCUCCCCCGUCCCCCAACCACCAGCCCCCAACCACCUACCCCUGUCCCCCAACCACCUACCCCCGUCCCCCAACCACCAGCCCCCGUCCCCCAACCACCAGCCCCCGUCCCCAACCACCUACCACCAGCACCCGUCCCCAACCACCUACCCCCGUCCCCCAACCACCUACCACCUACCCCCGUCCCCCAACCACCAGCCCCCGUCCCCCAACCACCUACCCCCGUCCCCCAACCACCAGCCCCCGUCCCCAACCACCUACCCCGUCCCCCGUCCCCCAACCACCUACCCCCAUCCCCCAACCACCUACCCCCGUCCCCCAACCACCUACCCCCAUCCCCCGAACAUCUACCCCCGUCCCCCAACCACCUACCCCCGUCCCCCAACCACGUACCCCCAACCACCUACCACCGUCCCCCCAACCACCUACCCCCGUCCCCCAACCACCUACCCCCAACCACCUACCCCCGUCCCCCAACCACCAGCCCACGUCCCCCAACCACCUACCCCCAUCCCCCAACCACCUACCCCAUCCCCCAACCACCUACCCCCAUCCCCCGAACACCUACCCCCGUCCCCCAACCACCUACCCCCGUCCCCCAACCACCUACCCCGACCCCCAACCACCUACCACCGUCCCCUAACCACCUACCCCCGACCCCCAACCUCCUACCCCCAACCCCCAACCACCUACCACCGUCCCCUAACCACCUACCCCCGAUCCCCGAACACCUACCCCCGUCCCCCAACCACCUACCCCCGGCCUCCAGCCCCGUCCCCCAACCACCUACCCGACGACCCUAUAGCACUACACUGA